Messenger RNA from Prunus armeniaca (apricot), 993 nucleotides. The record is from the annotation of a GenBank genome assembly. Lineage: Eukaryota; Viridiplantae; Streptophyta; Magnoliopsida; Rosales; Rosaceae.
AUGGUGAAGGCAGUGGUCUAUGCGCUGCUUGCCACCGCCUUUAUCCUUGUCAUGGUCUUCUGUCCCUCCAAACAACAUGGCCACCACCAUCAUCUUGGCCUAAACCGGCGUCUUGGCUUCGGAGAUCAUGUCCCGGUUUUCGACCCUCUUGUUGCCAAUAUGGAGCGAUAUGGGGAGGAAAAUGGAUUAGGAGGCCAAACUCAUAACCUGGAUUUGGUGGAACACAGUCCCAUGAUGGAUACCAGUGAGGUUGAAGAAGUACAUGAAUAUUUUAGCGACGAGGGAAAGUUGAACCUCACAUUGAGGCUGCUCAGUUUGUUCCCUUUGAUAGACCAGGCACCAAAAGAUAGCUACAUUAGCUCCAAUGAGCUCAAGCACUGGCUCACACAACAGGCCGUGGUAAGGUUGAAUUACAGAACCCAAAAAGAAAUGGAAUCGUACGAUAAAGAUGGGGAUGGAACCAUUUCUUUCAGCGAGUAUCAGCCCAAGUUUUCCAGUCAGGAUCUCGAGAAAAAUGGAAUGGAGCAUGGAGAAGCUGGAUGGUGGAAGCAGCAAUUUGAUAAUGCAGAUGCUGAUAAGAAUGGAACUCUUACCUUCAAUGAAUUUAAAGAACGGAUGGACCAGGAUAACGACGGAAAACUAAAUUUCAUGGAAUUUUCACACAACGCUUAUGAUAGUUUCAAGAGUUACGUCGAAUUCGAAACAGGCGGGGCCAAAGCACCCACAGCAGAAGAGAAAUUUGCAGAGCUUGAUUUGAACAAGGACAAUCUCUUGGAAGUGGAAGAAUUGAAACCCCUGCUGCAUUACCUUCACCCAGGAGAACUGUCCUAUACUAAUUAUUAUGCAAGUUUUCUUAUGUCUGAGGCCGAUGAUAACAAAGACGGCAAAUUAACGCUGGAUGAGAUGUUGGAUCAUGAUUAUAUUUUCUACAGCACAGUCUAUGAUACCGGAGUUAAUGACGAUAAUGAAGAAGAUUAUCAUGACGAAUUCUAA